Lampris incognitus (smalleye Pacific opah) is the source of this 1734-nucleotide messenger RNA. RefSeq names its product family with sequence similarity 49 member A, like (gene fam49al). The transcript is spliced from 11 exons. Gene Ontology annotation, biological process: regulation of actin filament polymerization. Gene Ontology annotation, molecular function: small GTPase binding. The coding region runs from base 223 to 1194 and encodes 323 amino acids. NCBI's taxonomy places the organism in Eukaryota, Metazoa, Chordata, Actinopteri, Lampriformes, Lampridae. The record is from RefSeq and is a predicted model, not a curated record.
ACCAGUGCUGCCUUGGGACUCCAGUCGCUGCACUGAACUGGGCUAACCCAGGAUUUGCUCACUGGCACCGGGAGGUUACAUUUACACGAAGCAGAGGAGGUGAGGAAGAGGGAAACCGAGAAACCGAGAGCAAAAGAUAAGGGAAGGAGGCGAAGACACUCAGUAGGAAACGGGGCAGGACGAGCUACUGGCGUGUGGACUUCAACAAAGAGGUUGCCAGCCAUGGGGAACCUCAUUAAGGUCCUUGGCAAGGAUUUAGAGAACUGUCCACAUUUUUUCCUGGACUUUGAAAAUGCCCAGCCCACGGAGGCAGAGACAGCGGUAUGGAACCAGGUCAGCGCUGUGCUGGAGGAGGCUCAUGGGAUACUGGCAGAGCUACAGUCCUAUAAUGGCGCUGGCCAGGAGAUACGAGAAGCCAUCCAGAACCCAGGUGACCUAGCCCUUCAAGAAAAAGCUUGGAAUGCAGUCUGCCCCCUGGUGGCCAAGCUGAAACGCUUCUACGAGUUCUCCCUCCGACUGGAGAAUGCCCUGCGCAGCCUUUUGGAGGCUCUGACGAGCCCGCCAUAUGCGCCCAUGCAGCACCUGGAGAGGGAGCAGGCCCUGGCCAAACAGUUUGCCGAGAUCCUUCAUUUUACACUCAGCUUCGAUGAACUAAAGAUGACGAAUCCUGCCAUCCAGAAUGAUUUCAGCUAUUACAGGAGGACCAUAAGUAGGAAUAGGUUGAACAACCAGCAGCUGGAAGCCGAAAACGAGGUAAACAAUGAGAUGGCCAACCGGAUGUCUCUGUUCUACGCUGAGGCGACUCCAAUGCUGAAGACUCUGAGUAACGCCACCACCAAGUUCGUCUCAGAGAAUAAGACCUUGCCCAUAGAAGACACCACAGACUGUCUGAGCACCAUGGCAUGUGUUUGCCGUGUCAUGCUGGAGACCCCGGAGUAUCGUUGUCGGUUCACAAACACAGACACCAUGCUGUUCUGUAUGAGGGUGAUGGUGGGAGUCAUUAUCCUGUACGACCACGUCCACCCUGUGGGGGCUUUCGCCAAAACCUCCAAAAUUGACAUGAAGGGCUGCAUUAAGGUGCUGAAAGAGCAACCAUCCAACAGUGUGGAGGGCCUCCUCAAUGCACUGAGGUAUACGACACGGCAUCUAAAUGAUGACAGCACCUCUAAACAAAUCAGGGCCCUCCUGCAAUGAGAGAGAGUGAGAGAGAGAGAGAGAGCGGCGGGGAGAAGGAAGGAAAGAAGAAAAAAGGAGCGCACCCGAUGGAGGAGGAAGAGGAGUAGGAAAGGAGGGAACAAACGCCAGUGGCUGAUAACCUGUUUACAGCGCACGGAAAAGCGAAAUGAUCUCCAGGUUACGAAAAAAAAAAAACCUGAUAAUAAGAAGAGGAAAAAUAAUUAUAUUUAUUGUCAGCUGUCCAUCAUUUUGUCUCUCAUUUUGUAAAUUAAAAAAAUAAAAUAAAAAAAGCCAGAAAAUAAAAUAGAUAUAUAUGAAAAGUCGAAAACAAACACCAGAUGAAAAUAGGUAGGACUAACGAAUAGAAGGAAGCUAUAUUGCAAAGUAUAAGAUCAAAAUUGAAGAGAAACAUGAACUGAAAAUGUAUUAAAAAAAAGAGGCUCUUAAAUAUUCCAACGGUAGUUUGACAAGCAUUUUUUUGCACAACACUCUGAAAAAUGACGCCAACUCUCCAUUUAGUAAUCGUUAAUAAGGAUUCGACAAAAACCUGAUCCCAAA